UCUCAUCAAUAGUUUGAACUUUCCACUGGCUCGACAUCUUAUCCACAGUGUUUUGCAUCGAAGAUGCAUCUGAAUUCUGAAAGAACUACAGAGACGUCGUCAAACCGUUAGUCGCGACGGAACCUCGCCACUUUCACGAGGACCGGUGGAUGUCUCCGGCAGCCAUGGAUCAACGACGCGACGCUCCAAUUCCGAAUCCAGUCACACCCUCCAUUGAGCUUUCAGGGCACCCAAAUCGCUCCCAAUCCAGUUCCAGGUCUGAAUGUGAAUUGAAGGAUUCUGCAGCUGCUAGAACAGUUCAGAAGGCUGACAGAGAGAAACUAAGAAGAGACCGAUUGAAUGAACAAUUUGUUGAGCUUGGAAGUGUUUUAGAUCCUGAUAGGCCCAAAAAUGACAAAGCAACCAUUUUAAUGGAUACAAUUCAGUUGCUGAAGGAUUUGACAUCUCAAGUAAACAAACUGAAAACUGAGUAUGCAACAUUAACAGAAGAAUCGCGUGAGCUAGCCCAGGAAAAGAAUGAUCUAAGAGAAGAGAAGGCCUCACUCAAAUCUGAUAUUGAGAAUCUUAAUUCUCAGUAUCAGCAAAGACUCAUGGCUACUAACUCUAUUGUCAUGGCCCCUGCUCCCUUUCCAUUUCCAAUGCCUCCAGCGCCAUUUCCUCUACAUCCAACCUCGCAACCUUACAUGUUCUUCGGAAAUCAAAAUCCUAGAGUGAUAGCAAACCCAUGUUCCCCGUUCGUCCAAUACAUAGCUCAUAAUUCCAUGGCUGAGCAGCAGGCCUCCCGAAAUGCACCGCCUUUCGUUCAUCCAAGCAAGCAUGAUUCGUCGUUCGAACAAUCGAACGACACGAACGGGAACGAAAAUAAUCCAUCAGAAGUAGAACUAGAGGAGAGUUCUUCAAGUGAAUGUUCUUUAUCUCGUAGUUUAGAGGCUAAUUCGUUUAGUAGCACGCUUAAUGGAUGAAAAACCACUUGAUAUAUGUGGAAACACAUAAAAGUUGUAGGUUUUAUCAUUGUUGAUGUAUGAUAGAUGAUAUUUGAUUUCAGAAAGAAAGGACUCUAAUAUCAUGUAGAGAUGAACGGAUACAUACACGAUAUUCUGAGGAAUUAUGUUUAAAAUUUAGGAUCACUGGACGAGAGUUGUCGGUCUCGAGCUUGGUCGAGGGGGAGGGGCCGUUAAUGCUGCAGCUAUCCAAAAGUUUAAAGGUGUUGAAUGAAAGGUGGAAAAGCAUUCAAAUCAAGAGUGCCCAAUAACAGAUAUAUUUCAAUUGGUUCACGGGACAUGGAGAGUUGUGGAGCCCUCUAUGUCUGGCUUGAAAUCUUAUUGGUCUUCAUCUAGCACCGUUGUGUAAAGAAGAUUUAGAGGAGCUGAAUUUUGCUAAUAUUUUGACUUUUUAUUCCCUCUCGUUCGAGAAAUGUUGAAAUAAUCGAUAUCUUAUCCACUUAGUUAUGCUAUAAAUUGAUAUUAGUGUGGGUACGGUGACAAAAUGAAUGUUUUGAAGUACCACUGUUAGUCAGUAAUGUGGGUUGACUUAUAUUACUAAGAGCAACGCGCUUUGGGAUGUGGAGGAGAUAUUAUCGCCCAACUCCCUAAUCUAAUGUGGCAUUGGGUUCGGGCCGCAGGGAACUACAACAUGGGAGGACGUCUAAUCCUUUUGUUGUUGCAAGGCUGGCUAAUUGUAUGCAAAAUGCUCAAAGACCCUUUAUUUUGGAAGGCACGUGAGUCUGAACGCUAUGUUGAAUGU
Molecule: messenger RNA, 1743 nt
Organism: Cucurbita maxima (winter squash)
Lineage: Eukaryota; Viridiplantae; Streptophyta; Magnoliopsida; Cucurbitales; Cucurbitaceae
Product: transcription factor bHLH121-like
Exons: 5
Coding region: 150-962 (270 amino acids)
Biological process (GO): intracellular iron ion homeostasis
Molecular function (GO): DNA-binding transcription factor activity; protein dimerization activity
Source: RefSeq, a predicted model, not a curated record